CAGACUAGCCCAGCAGCGGAAUCCCGCUCUGGGUGCGCUCCCGCCUCCGGCUCGCCGGGCCGCUCAGACUAUGUCCUCCCCGGCCGGGGCUGCGUGAAACGCCCGGCAUCCCAGCACCCACAUGAGAAGCAGGAUACGCCAUGGCUACCACCGCCCGGCCGCGCGUCCCACGGGGCUGCCGCGGCGGACUCCAUUUCCCAGCAUGCUGAGCGGCCGAGAGGGGCGGGGCGAGGCGCGGCCCCGCCCGCGCAGGGGGGCGGGGCGUGCGGCGGCCGGGAGGGCGGCGGCCGCGGCGGGAUGGAGUCGGUGGUCUUCAUCUUCUCGCUGAUCGACUGCUGUGCCCUCAUCUUCCUCUCCGUCUACUUCAUAAUUACACUGUCAGAUUUGGAAUGUGACUACAUUAAUGCUAGAUCAUGCUGCUCGAAACUCAAUAAAUGGGUGGUCCCUGAGGUGAUUGGCCAUGCUGUUGUAACUGUAUUAAUGCUUAUUUCAUUGCACUGGUUCAUCUUUCUCCUUAAUUUGCCAGUAGCAACAUGGAAUAUAUAUAGGUACAUUAUGGUGCCAAGUGGAAACAUGGGCGUAUUUGAUCCCACAGAGAUCCAUAACCGAGGACAACUGAAAUCACACAUGAAGGAAGCCAUGAUUAAACUAGGCUUUCAUCUGCUCUGUUUCUUCAUGUACCUUUACAGUAUGAUUCUGGCUUUGAUAAAUGAUUGAGAAGUUGAAAAAGAACCAUUAGCUGCCAAAUUGGGUCAUCACUCCAGUGACUGGUUGUGGAGCCACAGACACCUUCCGAACAUACCUAGAUCAGUGUCGUCAUGCAGUAUAUUUUUCCUCUUUGAACAAGAAAUAUUUUUCUGUAUUUUUAACAUAAAAUAUUUUCAAAAGACAUUGGAUUUGUGUAGCAGUUGUUUUUGUUCCUUUACAACCCAAACUGCUGGAGCUGCUGUUUUUGUAAGAUUAAAUCCUUGUUUACAGAACUGAUCUCAUAGGACUUAAAUGGUGAUAAGGGAAACUUAUUUCUGCAGCAUGGGCUGAUAACAGUGGUAGUUCCAGAAGAAAUUUAAGUGCAGCUCUGUCUGCUUCUUGCAGAAAGGCAUCAGGAUGUGCCUCUGGCUGUCAAGCUGUCCUACUAGAGCCUAGUUUGAAGCAGCACUUGGAACGUGAAGUGGAACACUAGCACAGCUUGCAUCUUUGUGUCAGUGUUUUUUCCAGCUAAAAAGCAAUGGAAUAAAAGUUAUGCUUUUCCCCCUUUCCACCCUUCCCUCCAGCAAUCUCUAUAAGUCUUGUGUUUGGAUGGAUGAAGGUCCCUUUGGUGAAAGUGACAUUUGUAUGUAAGAGUGAAAAACAGAUAAAUAAGGAAAAUGAUUAAUACUUGCUUUUUCCCUUCAACUCCUAUUUUGUCACUGAAACAGAUCAUAAACCUCCAUAUAAAGUAAACAUCAUAUUGUACCAGGACUGGAGUUGGUUGCAGAACAAAAGCCUACCUACAGCCACUACUCCAUGAACCUGCUGUUUCCAUAUCCAGGGAGGUGAAUCAAGAGUAUUUAGCUCAGGGAAGGGGUCUGGUAAGCCAGUUAUCCCAAUGCUGAUGUGACUCUACUUCAAAGAUACCAGCAAACUAAGUUGGUUUUGUGCAGCUCUUGCAUCAGCGAUAAGUAUAUAAACCUGACUUUGUAUCAUCCUUGUCUUUAAUUUUUUUAUAUGUGCAUAGAAGCAGGUUUUUUGAAAGAAACACAUAAAGUGAAACACUUAAAAAAUACAGUUCUGUAAUCAAGUCUUAAAGUUUAUGAGCUUUUCCUUCUUAAGUACUCCUUGUUCUUUGGUGUAGAGCUGUAGUUAACAGAUUGAUUUCAUGGCCAGCAGUGAAAAGACAACACUGAAGCUUGAUUUCUCUAGAUACCUUGUGUUCAUUGUUCUAGGAAAAGUCUGGCUUUAAAUUUGUGAUGGAUGGAGUCCAAAUUCAGCUGUUGCAAAGAUGAAAAACUGCUGAAAAUUAUGCUCAUUAGGAAAUAACUAAUGAAAUCUCUACCACAGCUGCAUGCCACUGACUACCUGACACCACAAAAAUCAAACUACAGAAAGUACUGCUGCCUUACAAAGCUGAAACCCUGACAGGAUAUAGGUCUGGAAAAAAAGGAGAGUAAAUAAAACUUUAAAAGAGGAGAGUCGGUAACUUUUGUAGCAGCUUAUAUGGUAGGCAAUUAAGUUAUCUUAUUUGUCUGUGAAAAAAACAUCCUGCAUAUUUUGGGUGCUACCUAUUAGAAGAACAAGCAGUGUUGGUAAGCUGCUUGAGUUAAACCCUGGCUGUAGUGCUAACAGUAGGUAAGUGUCAUUAAUGAUGAUUCACACUGAGAAACAUGAUCAUUAAUCUAUAAAUCCACCACUUUAGCAUAAGAUAUAAAACUGCUAGUUUAAGGCAUGAUUUUGAGAUAAGAGCUUUAUUAAUAAUGAAAAUGUGUAUAAGAUACAUUGUUUUCAAUUAUUUCUAGCUAUUAGCACCUCAGACUUGCAGUGAUGGUAUUAGGUAGGGUAGAUCCAUUCCCUAAUAGAAUUGGUAAAAUUUAUCACUCACUAUGAAAAGCUUCUAUUCUCCUCUACUAAAGGAAGUGUUUCCUCAGAGCUGGGAGCAGGACAGGUAAGGAUAAGGGAAAAGAACAACAUAUCUGAAAAAAAAAAAAAAGAUUGGGGGUAGUAUAUGUCUUAAAUGAUAUCUUUGACUUAGAGGGAUGGUAUUGUGGAUUCCUCCCCACUUCCUUCCCAAGGUGAGUUAUUGACCAUGAAGACCAACAAAAAAAAUGCAGGUAUGUUUUCAAAGCAGUGGUUGUCAAAUAUUAAACAAAAUCUACUUUUAUAUGAAUGCAAACUUCCCACCCCACUUUUUUUAUAUAAAUAAAUCCUCUGUUCAUUCAUUUCUAACAUCGUUAUAAUAGUUGUAAAAACCUCAGUAGCAGGCUCUAGAGACUUCAAUUCUGCUGAGUAAUUACACUGGCAAUUUUGAAGCCUUCCUUACUGCACAGGGUCAUUUCCUGCCUUAAUAGAGCUCAGUAUCAGCAAUAGGAAAAUAUAUUUGUAAUUGCUAAAAGUGUAGUUCAUUAGCUAGAAAUAGGGAUCCUAUAGUCAUCUCAUGGGAGAUCUGCAGAGCACAGAAGCUUUACAGUAAUAAAAAUCAAACCAAACUCCUUAUUUUCUGGGUUUCCAUCAAGGAAGAACAGGGUAGUUUAAAUCCAAGCUUACAAUACAGAAUUCAAGACAAUUACAAACCUCAGUGGUUUUAAAUAAAAAUUGACCUAUCGCUAUCAAUCACUGUGAGACCAAACACAGAUUCCCUCUUACUCACCAGAAUAUAUUUCCCUUGGGAACUGAGAUGUCCCAGUGUAACUUCAUGAGGGGACCAUUAACUUAUUUUUCAACUGAUUAGCUAUGAUUUACAGAAAGCUCUUAAUCCAGGAAAAUAAAUCUGACAUUGUCCUACAGGGAUUCUAACUUUUAACCAAGGUUAAACUCUUUUCCUAACCCACACUCUAGAGCCCAGUCAGCUUGCUAAGAUAGCAGUUGUUCAAUAGUUUUCAGAGACAUGAGAUAGCUGUUACAGUACUGCACCUGGGAGCGGGGGGAUUAGUUAAAAUAUGUAUGAUAGCAUGUUUCCCCUGAUCAAUCAUUACAGAGUUGGUAAUUUCGCCUGUUUUAUUAAAGAAUAUACUUCUGUCUUCCUCCUAGUGAAAUACUGGGUGUUUCUAGGCUAGUCCUGUAUCAUCCAACAUAGUAGAUCAGUGAGAAUGAUAGUGUGAUGAGUAGCCCUAGGAACAGUUCUAUGUGCAGGUUAACAGUCCACCUAAAUCCCUGACAAGCCCGUAAAAGCAUAUCUUUAUCUGUUCAGUCCUGGCACUGCUUUAUUCUGAUUCUUUUUCUCACAAGAAGCUCUCUAGGAUUUUGUACAAGUGCUAAGAAAAGACCAUUUUUGGCUCUGAGGAUAUGGUAACGCUGAGAGUGUAGGUAGCAAUAGAAAAAUUUGGGCUAUAUAGACCACUGUGCGUUAACCACCUUAUCUUUGGCAGAAGUGUAGAGGCAUCUAAACAUCAGUGGUUACUCUCCAGAGCGCUAUAGAUCUUUCAAAGCGGGGAGACAACUGGGGCUGCCGUCUUUCUGUAAAGAGUUGAUAGCUUAAGCAUGGGCAAGGUGAGAGAGGGGCACAUCAGGCAGCACAGAAAGCACAGGCCAAGGGCUAAAGAGAGUAAAACAGAAACUGUGCCUCUGGAGAAGUACCCUACCCGAGGCAGAGUUUGGAUUUAAGCCAAUUAUUAAAUGCUCAUCUACUAUCAGAUUCCUUAUGUAAUUUCUUUUAAAUAAUCGUAAAGGUUUAUAAAAAAAAUAAAAAUUACACUUGAAUUUUACAUACGCUGAAAUUUCACAGUUCUAUAGAAAUCAUAUACCUGUUUCUCUUGCAUUCUUCUCACCAGCUGAAGGCAGACAUAGGACAGCAGAUGAAGCACAGUAGCAAACCCAGCCAAAAAACUUAACUUCCUUCAUCUGCUGUGUGGCUCAUUUAUGGCUGAAGCAGGUCUGCAAUCUAACAACCCUCCUGCAAAUAUGAGCACCCAAGGGAAGCAGCACAUGGAAAGGAAUAAGGCGUGCCCCUUCUGAUUGCAGCUGCAUUUAAGCCAUAAUUAUCUACACACUGCUUAACUUUAUUCCCCGCCUUACAAUUUAAUACAAAGGUGCUACUGGAGGGAGUAAAGACCUUUUCUAAUCAAUAGAGAAGCUCAAAACAUUUAAAAGUGUAAUGCACUUCAGCAAAAGGUUUGAGUUUGAAAAAGCUAGAGGAAGGGGAGGGCAAAUUUAGAUAUCACCUUUAGUUUAACAGAACAUUAGCUAGAGCUGAAUAAAAAUGCCCGACGAAGAUGAGGUUCUGUUCUAAGGCACAGGGAAGAGGGACAAGAAUGCAGAGUCAGCUGGAGGGAACAAAGGCAACAGCUGAGAAGUAGAGCUGUCAGCCACAGAGGCUGCUUCGGUCAACUUCAGAUAGAAGUCCGGAGGCCCCUGACCUCCAGGUUAAGAGAAGUCUAAGCAAGAGAUGCAAGUUCUUUAGGAGCACCUUCUUCAUAUGAAGUAUCAGAAAAUCCCGCAAAACCCACCGAGCACCUAAAGCAACCCGUGUGUGGUAUUUAAGCAAGCUCCAGCAUUAGGGAGUUGAGGCUUCCGUGGAGCCUCGAAGGAGCCGACGUUCAACAAGUCAGAGAAGCGGAGCGGGACACAGGCAAGGCGACUGCUCAAUGUACAGCAAACACACAAGCGUGAGGUAGGUCAGAGCCAAACAUCAAAGACUAGAAAGCCUGCACCCAACACCGAGUGAAUUCAUCUUCAGCUAAACUGCCACAAAUUAAUUUUCCUAGCAAGGAAGUAAAAUGCUACAAAUACGUAAGAAAUCUACAAUUAAUGAUCAAGAAAUUAGCAUCCAAGUCAGUCAUAUAAAGUGAAGUUAGGGAAACUAAGAACUAUCCAUUCCAGUUAUUUAUUCUGUUUAUUGAAUUGAAAGAAAGGGAAUACAAACAUUUCUGUUAAGUGCUGUGCACCAACAUGGAAAAAGUGUAUUUUUUUUUUUUUAAAAAUCCUAAUAAAAACAAAUCAGAAGUUAAUGUAGUUCCAAUUGAACAAUUUUUAAAGAUAUGUUUCAAAUACUACACAUUUAUAAAAUAAAAAAGUUAAAACGGUGUUCUGUAAAUAAUUAGUAAAACAAGUGAAAAUAAAUACGAGACCCAAAGUUCUUAUGCUUUUAAUGUAAUAUAGCAAAGAAAUUUUUAACUACUUAAUAUAAUCCGAGGAGAGUAACAAAAAUCCAGAAAGUUUAAGAACGCAAUCCUUUGAAACAUUUAAUAUCAGUCCAUAGCAAAUAGUCAUUACAUACCAAAAGCUCUAAGUGUUAACUAGUUCCACCACAACUCCAUAUAAAUCUUGACAAUUUAGAAAUCUUGAGAUCAACAAUAAAGUUCUUUUCUUGAUCUCUACAGCUUGGUUUGUAAGUACAUACAUGCUUUGAGGAUCCAUUUUGUCCCAUAAGUUUUCAAGGAGCCAAUAACUUUUUCCCUCUGUGCCUAAAAAUGUUAAAGAUCCAAAUCUAGCACAUAUACCCUAACAAUGAAAAAUGUUUAAGAAAAAAGAUGGGGCACAAUGAAUUUCAAAUUUAUAAAAAUAUACUGAUAUUAACCAAAACCUUCCGGUCAAAGGACACUUCACAUACACACAACUUAAAGUAUGCAAUAAAACAUGACAAGUACCUAGAACAUUUGGUUCUCUGUCUGUUCAUGGAACACAUGCACACGCACAUUCACACCAGAUGGGAGGAACACUCUCACAGACAUUUUACUGAAUCCAGAUUAUCUGGAUUAAUAGACAGAAAACUUGUCUACAGUUUAUUUCUUUAACUAGAGGCAGCUACUGCAGUAGUUCAACACUGCACACUUCAAUUAAGUCCACCCUGUUUAAAAAAAGUGUCAGAGUUAAUGAUUUAUUUUUGUUUUCUUUCUAAACAUGUUAAAAGUAGCAGUUCUUAAAAUUAAGUAUGGCAGCUGAAAAUGGACUCAAGCCAAUGUGGAAAAGCCAGGAGGAGGUCAAAAGGAGGAUUAGCCAUUUAUGGGAUGGGUGUUCCUCUUAAUAGUUGUCUCAAAUUAGAUACAAGUGUAUUUUGUAGCUAAAAAUAUGGACAAACUAUUGAAAGUGCAUUUUUCUUCCUCCCCCUUGAGUUACAGUAGUUUGUCUGUUGGUCAGUAAAUCCUGCUUUAUGUCCAUUAUUCCUCUUCCUCUACCUCCCUCCCCAUUUGGGUCUACAACAUCUCCCCCCUCAAACUACAGCUAAUUGUACAAGUCCUGGUUUCCUGCUAAGGAAGCCUUCAAAACUGGCUUUGGGUGGUAGUAGCACUCCGCAGUGUAAAAGUAUAAAACUAGACACAAACUCCCAACAACAUACUGAGUUUUAUUAAACAUUACCUGUUUGAAGCCCAGUUGAGAAGUAACUGGCAAGAUCUGGAUAGAUUUCUAGCUUGCAUCUUUGCUCUAAUCAUAAAAAGAAGUUAACUGAAGUUGGAGAACUUUAGAAAAGACAGAGGGAAUUUUAAACAAAUGUGUCAUCUCCCCCCACUACCCUCCCCUCCAGAACAAGGACAGAUCUAGCAUUUUCCCUUUUGUGCUCCAUUGUGCCUUGAAAAUUACUUACCUGAACAGCUAAAGAACAUUCAGAUAA
Molecule: messenger RNA, 7237 nt
Organism: Tyto alba (common barn owl)
Lineage: Eukaryota; Metazoa; Chordata; Aves; Strigiformes; Tytonidae
Gene: CNIH4
Product: cornichon family AMPA receptor auxiliary protein 4
Exons: 5
Coding region: 298-717 (139 amino acids)
Biological process (GO): endoplasmic reticulum to Golgi vesicle-mediated transport
Cellular component (GO): COPII-coated ER to Golgi transport vesicle; endoplasmic reticulum membrane
Source: RefSeq, a predicted model, not a curated record